UCGCUGCUCUAAGGGCAAAAGAGAGAAUGAGCUACUACGGCAGCAGCUACAGGAUUGUCAAUGUGGACCCCAAAUACCCUGGGUACCCCCCGGAGCACGUCAUAACCGAGAAGAGGAGAGCCAGGCGACGUCUGCUGCACAAGGACGGCAGCUGUAACGUGUACUUCAAGCACAUUUUUGGAGAAUGGGGCAGCUACGUGGUUGACAUCUUCACCACGCUGGUGGACACCAAGUGGCGCCACAUGUUCGUGAUCUUUUCUUUGUCCUACAUUCUCUCCUGGCUCAUCUUCGGCUCCAUCUUCUGGCUCAUCGCGUUUCACCACGGGGACCUGCUAAAUGACCCACGCAUCACCCCCUGCGUGGACAACGUGCACUCCUUCACCGCGGCCUUCCUCUUCUCCCUGGAGACCCAGACCACCAUCGGCUACGGCUACCGCUGUGUCACUGAGGAGUGCUCGGUGGCGGUGCUCACGGUCAUCCUGCAGUCCAUCUUAAGCUGCAUCAUCAACACCUUCAUCAUCGGAGCCGCCCUGGCCAAAAUGGCAACUGCUCGCAAGCGCGCCCAGACCAUCCGCUUCAGCUACUUCGCGCUCAUCGGCAUGCGGGACGGGAAGCUCUGCCUCAUGUGGCGCAUUGGGGACUUCAGACCCAACCACGUGGUGGAAGGGACAGUCCGGGCCCAGCUCCUCCGAUACACAGAGGACAGCGAGGGCAGGAUGACCAUGGCAUUUAAAGAUCUCAAAUUAGUCAAUGACCAGAUCAUCCUGGUCACGCCAGUAACGAUUGUUCACGAAAUCGACCACGAGAGUCCCCUGUAUGCCCUGGACCGCAAAGCGGUGGCCAAAGAUAACUUCGAGAUCUUGGUGACAUUUAUCUACACUGGGGAUUCCACGGGGACAUCCCACCAGUCUAGAAGCUCCUAUGUCCCUCGGGAGAUCCUCUGGGGACACAGGUUCCACGACGUCCUGGAAGUGAAGAGGAAGUAUUACAAAGUGAACUGCCUGCAGUUCGAGGGCAGCGUGGAAGUCUACGCCCCCUUCUGCAGCGCCAAGCAGCUGGACUGGAAAGACCAGCAGCUCCACGGCCUGGAAAAGCCGUCCCGGGUCCGAGGAUCCUGCGCCGCAGACGCCAAGGUCAGACGAAGGUCGUUCAGCGCAGUUGCCAUUGUCAGCAGCUGCGAAAAUCCGGAGGAAAACGCCAAGUCUGCCACGGACGAGCAUAAGGAGCCACCUUAUCAGAAAGCUCUUCUCACGCUGAACAGAAUCUCCGUAGAAUCCCAAAUGUAG
Molecule: messenger RNA, 1286 nt
Organism: Otolemur garnettii (small-eared galago)
Lineage: Eukaryota; Metazoa; Chordata; Mammalia; Primates; Galagidae
Gene: KCNJ16
Product: potassium voltage-gated channel subfamily J member 16
Exons: 1
Coding region: 27-1286 (419 amino acids)
Biological process (GO): regulation of monoatomic ion transmembrane transport; potassium ion import across plasma membrane
Cellular component (GO): plasma membrane
Molecular function (GO): inward rectifier potassium channel activity
Source: RefSeq, a predicted model, not a curated record